Molecule: messenger RNA, 183 nt
Organism: Acaulospora morrowiae
Lineage: Eukaryota; Fungi; Glomeromycota; Glomeromycetes; Diversisporales; Acaulosporaceae
Source: the annotation of a GenBank genome assembly
AUGAGUCAAAAGAUCGAUAUAGAACAAAAUGUUGCGGUGAUGAAAGAACCACUGAUGAUACACAAGAACCGGCAAAAGAUUAAUGAGAAGGAAGAGGAUGGAUCAGAAGGACAAGAUGAGACUAUAAAAACGAUUGCAGGAGAACUAGACAUUGUGCAAAAGGAAGAACUGUCGACGUCAUAA